This is a messenger RNA of Heteronotia binoei (common prickly gecko), 957 nucleotides long. Its product is annotated as olfactory receptor 11G2-like. The transcript has a single exon. NCBI's taxonomy places the organism in Eukaryota, Metazoa, Chordata, Lepidosauria, Squamata, Gekkonidae. Gene Ontology annotation, biological process: G protein-coupled receptor signaling pathway. Gene Ontology annotation, molecular function: G protein-coupled receptor activity; olfactory receptor activity. The record is from RefSeq and is a predicted model, not a curated record. The coding region runs from base 1 to 957 and encodes 318 amino acids. Gene Ontology annotation, cellular component: membrane.
AUGGAGACGGCCAACAGAACUGAAGUACGCGAAUUCAUUUUGGUGGGAUUUAGAGUUGGGCAACAGGAACGAUUGCUGCUCCUCAUCUUUUUCACCAUUCUCUACCUGUUCGCUGUGGCUGAGAACCUCACCAUCAUCCUACUGGUGUUUCUGGACACCCACCUGGCUCAGCUUCCCAUGUACAUCCUGCUGAGCAACUUCUCUUGGCUGGAGAUCUGUUAUCUGAGCUCCAUUGUGCCUCGAAUGCUCUUCGACCUGCCUUCUCCUCACAGAGUCAUCUCUUUCCAUUCCUGCUUCCUUCAGUUCUACUUCUUCUUCUCAUGUGGAAAUACCGAAUGCUUCUUCCUCUCAGCCAUGGCCUUGGAUCGUUACUUGGCCAUCUGCCACCCACUGCGUUACCCACAACUUAUGUCCAAAGAUUCCUGCUACACUCUUGUGGUUGCUUGUUGGGUUGGUGGUUUACUGUGGUACCUUUUCCCAGUGGUUUUGAUCUCCAAGAUGUCCUUCUGUGGUUCCAACAUCAUAGACCACUUUUUGUGUGAUCCCGGGCCAAUUUUGUCUCUGGCCUGCCCUCCGCUAGGGAUUACUCCCUAUAUCUUCCAGGUUUUUAUGAAUACUGUGUGUGUAGGCAAUGUCUUGUUCAUUGUACUAUCCUAUGGCAAUGUGAUUUUCACCUUGAUGAAGACCUCAAACCGAGGCAGUCGUAAGAAAGGCUUCUCCACCAUAUCAAUGCACCUUGUGGUGGUGACCAUUUUCUAUGGCUCUGGGUCAGGGAUGUAUUUAUCUGCAGGUUCAGAAAAUCCAACAGAGGUCACCAAGGCUAUAACACUGUUCUACACUUCCAUUACACCUUCUCUCAACCCCAUGAUUUACUGCCUGAGGAACGAUCAGGUAAAAGAGGCGCUGGGCAAUUUGCGGAGGACAAUGAUAUUGCCAAGAAGAAAAGUGUUGGUGUAA